AUGAACGGCCACCGCAACAGCAUGACCUCGACGGCUAUUGUACGUCAACAGCCUUCAUAUAUGUGCAUGCGCAAGCCUUUCUAUUAUAGCAAUGUAAUGAUCCGAAAAGGAAAAAUGGACUAUCUGACUGCAUUGCCUGCAGAAUUAAUUCAUAAGAUUUUGAGCGAUGUGCCAACAUUCGAUAUUUUCUUAUCGGUUUUCUUGGUCAAUAAAAGACUUCGUUCUAUUUCUAUUGCCUAUCCUCGAUUUGAACUGGACUUUAGUUCUUUAGUUAGACCAAUCAGCAAAAAUGAAUUUGAUUAUAUUUGUACUCAAAUUCUUUAUUUGACUCCUCAAAUUGUAUCAUUAAAACUCUUCGAUAAAGACGAUCCAAUAACGCCCACAAAAAAUGCGUUUUUCUUCUCAAAAUUCUGUCCUAUGGUAAGAACAUUCUCUAAUCUUCAAUCAUUGACUUUAACUUAUAUUGAUUAUGAAACAUGGCUCUUUUUCAAAUCUCGACUUCCGUUAUCGAUAGUGAAAUUAUCAAUUCAUUUGGUUUAUAAUGGUCGAUCGACAAGCUCAUUCAUAACAUCCGAAACUUUAUAUGAAUUUCUUUUAUUUUCACCAUCACUCGAAUAUCUCUCACUAAAAAUGAGCAAUUAUUCGGACAAAAUGAUUUCGAUUCGCGAGCGCAAUCCAACACUAUUAUCGUCUAUCCAACACUUUCAUUUAGAUGGAAUUACAAUCAAUUUACCAAGUCUAUUUACCAUCGUACCGCGACUUCAUACACUUGAAGUUAGUUUUAGUAAUUCAAACAGAAUAUUUGAUGUCGUUCAUAAUCAACCCUUACACAUACAACGACUACGACUUGAACUCUAUGCUAUUACUUGGGCGACAACAGCAACUUUGCUUUCAUCACUUUCUCGUCUAGAAUAUUUAACGGUAAUUGCUGAUGAUUUAAAUAGUGAUAUGGCUGAUGGUCAUGCCUGGGCAGAAUUAUUACAAGAGAUCAAACAUUUUGAAUGUAAACUUCAAUUUUAUUGGGAUGCAUUCAGUCACCAGCCAGUCAAUCUCGAUUCAUUUCGUACGAAAUUUUGGCUUGAAGAAAAAAAAUGGUUUAUUAUUUACGAGCAAAACAUAGAUAUAGAUUACUCAAUAUUACGGUCAGAUCUUUCGUCUACGAUUGAUUAUCCUUCAAAUGAAAUCAUUGGAAUUCUACUAUCAGAAUCAUCGAAAUGCGAUCCAACCGCAUUGCCUACUGUUCACUGUUCAACCGUCAAUCAUCAACAUGCAAAAUAUGCACUCUUACAUCGAUAUACCUCAAUCAAACAAUUGAAUUUGACCUAUGUUGAUGUUGUAUUUCCGUUAAAUUUCAAAGAUAUCUGUAUGUAUCUCGAUAUAUCUCGUAUUGUUACAUGUUAUCCUGGUAAUGAAUGGAUUUCGAAAUCACCCUAUGAAAUGAUUGAUUUUCUACGUAAUUUACCAAAUUUACGUGCUCUUAGUCUAUGCGGGCCUAUACUCAACUACGUUAUUGUUCAUUCAUGGCCGAAUAUUCGUCAUUUGAGAAUUGAACAUGAUCCUAACGAUUGUUCCUGUGUCAUAUGUUUAAAUGUGAUGAAUGCAAUUUGUCAUUCAUUUAGCUAUCUUGAAAGAUUUGACAUUCAUCUAUCAUGUGUUAGUAAUCUACGACAAAUUCUUAAUAGUAUAAAGAAAACAACUGUAACCGAUGUAAUUAUUCGUCAACCGCGCGCUAUCAACAGUGAACAAUUUAUUUCAUGGGAAUGGAUCAAACGAAAUACAAAAUUGUUACAUGUCAAUUAUGCAUGUGAUGCUGAAAAUUCCGUCAGUUUAUGGCUGUAA
Molecule: messenger RNA, 1839 nt
Organism: Rotaria socialis
Lineage: Eukaryota; Metazoa; Rotifera; Eurotatoria; Philodinida; Philodinidae
Source: the annotation of a GenBank genome assembly